Messenger RNA from Scylla paramamosain (green mud crab), 4135 nucleotides. RefSeq names its product general transcription factor 3C polypeptide 3-like. Gene Ontology annotation, biological process: transcription by RNA polymerase III. Lineage: Eukaryota; Metazoa; Arthropoda; Malacostraca; Decapoda; Portunidae. The coding region runs from base 760 to 3864 and encodes 1034 amino acids. The transcript is spliced from 15 exons. Gene Ontology annotation, molecular function: protein binding. The record is from RefSeq and is a predicted model, not a curated record. Gene Ontology annotation, cellular component: transcription factor TFIIIC complex.
GAAUGAACAACCUUGAUCUCAACGACAGAAGACGCUUCCAAAAUGAAUACACAUUUAUGCAUUUGAGGGGCAGCAGUAGACUGUGAGAAGACCCAGAAGAGCACUGAGCAGUCCAGCCCACGCCGUUCGAACCUGCUCGCAGCGGUGCUCGUCCCUGCCCCGGUAAUUGUAGCCGCAUCGUGGGGUUGUUCCUCUUCACCCACGCAGACCACUACGAACACCUGCUGUACUAAACGUGAAACAUAAAAGAAAAUAAAUCCAGUAUUAGAAAAAAAAUAAAAAGUAAAAAGCAAGGAGCCGUGCCGUUGCCAAGGCGAAAGCUGCUACCUACAUCACAGGUAAACAAACAGUGCUGCUGCCCACCAGCCGCCGCGUGCAGGUUUCUGGUCACAGACACGAGUUAGAAAAACAGGAAUCACUGAGAAAGAGGAAUGAGUGCUGAGAAAGGAGAGGAAUUAAAACAUUUUUGCGGUUAAGAGGAGACGAGACAGUGGGAACACAAGAGGGAGCCUCAAAACUGCUAAACUGCUUAAAAAAAAAAAAAAAAACAUAUACAUUUAAAGACGUGAAGAGUGAGACCUAAGAACUAAGAAACGAUUCAAAGCGUAUCAUACUCAAAGGAGAAGGCACUUCGGCCAGCGCUGGUCCAUCAAAUUCACAGCUGGAGCAAGAUCACGCGGAGGCCAAGAUGUGACACUGAAGGAUACAGGGAUUGUAUUAUGCAGUGCCUUCAGGUGCUCGCCGACCUUACUGGUACAGAUGAAUUCUACUGUUACGAUCUCUGAGGCCGGGAAGAUGGAGCAUGUUGAGGUGGAGAUGAUAGACAUGGGGCGAGGGGGAGACACUGGCCACCACUACAGGGACAUCUUAUCGGGUGAUAUUGACCAUGUGGAGGUGGAGAUGAUUGAGGCAGAACCAGCAGAGGAUGAUGACAAUGAUGAAGAGGACAGUCAGCUUAAUGAGUACACUGACCUGCUGGCUAUGGAUCCGCUGAGUGCUGACAUGUCAGGCCUGAUGGGACAAGGGGACCUGUCUGAGGGCGCAUUAUCAGCUGCCUCAGAAGAGGAGGAGGUGCUGGGGCUGCCGCAUUCCAUCUCCACCAUUGAGGCCGUGGAGACGAACAACAGCUUCCUCAGCCUAAACACAGCGGAGGCAAUGGGGGAGGCAAUGGGGGAUGAGACAGAGGAGGAGGAGGAGUCCAUCUCUGAGCCGGUGGACACAAGGAGUCAGGAGGACCUGAUCAACCGCCUCAUGACGGAUGGAAUGUCCUUCUCGGAGGUGGCAGCACUGUAUGGUGAAGAUGCUGAUGCGGACAGUGAUGAGGAGGCCUUGGCAGCCUCCGGGGAGACAGCAGUGGCAGCAGCAGGCAGUGACGGCAGUGGUGGCAGUGGUGUGGGUGUUGGUGGCCUCAAAGUGGAGGAUCAUGCAGCAGAGUUUGAGAAGGAGCUUAAUGAACAGCAAAGGUUCCAGUUAAAGCGGAAGGGAGGGAAGGAGAAGCGGCGGCGAAGGCGGCUGCCAGCAGCACUACAGGGCUUGAUGGGAGAGGCCAACCUGCGCUUUGCCCGGGGUGAGUUUGAUGAAGCAAUCAAGAUGUGCAUGGAGGUGAUACGACAGUUCUCACACUCUCCGGAGCCUUACCAGACAUUGGGAAUGAUCUAUGAAGAGAAGAAAAUGGUGAACAAGUCACUCCAGUUUCUGCUCAUUGCUGCCUUCCUCAGUCCCAAUGCAGAGGAAUGGGAGAAGCUGGCUGACCUCUCUCUCCACCAGGAAAACAUCCAUCAGGCUGUGUUCUGUUGGGGUCGUGCCAUCAAGGCCAAUCCUGAAAACCUGGACUACCACUGGGCCCGCUGUGACCUCCUGGAGCAACUUGGGGAGAAGCUCAAAGCCCUCAAGGGAUACACACACAUGCUCAAGUACCUGAGGAGUGAUCAAGGAAAGGAUGGUCUCAAGCUGGCCAAGGAAAUUGCCAAGAUCCAUUAUGAGAACAAGGACGUCCACCUGGCCCGGGACGCCAUGGAGACUGCCUUUAAGAAGUACCCAUCCUAUGUCACUCCAGAGGAUGUCAACCUGAUGCUGGAGGUGUUGAUGCACCAGCAGGAACACUUUCGCUGCAUUGAGAUCCUGGUGCAGCAUGGUGGGGUGAAGCUGCUACACCCGGAUGUGGAUGAGGAGGAGUUAGGCAAACGUGACUUGAAGGAACAGCUGUCCCUGGCCUGUGAGUGCUAUGUGCCAGACAACCUGCCCAUUGACCUACGCACCAAACUGACGGUAGCGCUGAUUCACGAGCGUGCCUUUGAGUUGGCGGCACCCUUGGUGGAGCUGCUCACGAAUGAGAGUGAGGAGGAGUUUGGUGACCUGUACCUGGACAUAGCAGAAGCAUACAUGAGUGCUGAGUACCACGAGGCAGCGCUGCCCUUGCUGCAGCUACUGAUCAAGUCUAGCCAAUACAAUGUGGCUGCUGUGUGGCUGCAGCAUGGAGAGUGUCUGGCGGCCAUGGACCAGAUGGAGGAGGCAGCUGAGGCUUACAGCAAGGUGGUGCAGCUGGCGCCACAACAUGCUGAUGCACGGCUCACACUCUCCUCCAUCCUUCAGUCACUGGGCCAUCUGGAUGAGGCUCUGCUGGUCCUCAAUCAGGAGAGUGACUCUGAGCCGCUGGAUUCAGUGCUGCUCUACCAGCGCUGCAAGAUUCUCAUGGACCAAGGCCAGGUGGACAACUUCAUCAAUGUUGCUAAGCUGUUGUUCCGUCGCCAUUUUGUCCACAUUAGGAAUCGAGAUGAAGCUGAAGCCAUGAUCGGUAACAAGAAGCUGUCCAACAAGUAUGAGGCAAUCCGUGAGCUGCGCCGCUCCAAGAAUGAGAGUGUGGAGGACAAUGGGCCGGCCUUCACUGGGCCUGACAUCCCCAUAGAGGAGCAGUGGGAGCUGUUCACCACCAUGUGCCACCACUUGCAUGACAAGAAGAGUUGCUGUCACGAGAUGAUGAUGCCCAUCCAGGAACACUUCCCGUCAAGUUUCCGGUGUGUGGGUGGCUAUCACCGCUCCCUUCACGGGUUCCGAAGCUGUCCAAACGUGAAGUGGCCAAGGCCUUCCUGGCCCUUCCACUUCCUCCUUCUUUCAUAUGAGCCUUGGAGGUUUGAGGAGUUGGAGCGCAUGACCUUCAGUGCUCUAGGCUCAAAGGAGUUCAUGAGGGACAGCAAGCGUGCCCGUGAGGUGGAGUUCAUGUGCCUGAUGGCUUGCAUCUACAAUAACAGUUCCUUCUUUGCCUACAACAUCAUGCGGGAGUUGGUGAUGAAGAACCCCGAGAACACCCGCUGCUGGAACCUGCUCAACUUGAUCAUUUCCAAGGCCGAUGACUUCCGCCACAACCGCUUCCUGCUCCGCCUAGCUCCCAAGCACCCUGAUCUAGUGGCCCUUGGCAUCCUCAAUGGCCACAACUGCCUGGUGGCUGGCACCUACAAGUACUCUUUGGCUGAGUACACGCAAGCCUUCAAGCAGGACCCCAGCAACCCUCUCAUUCCCCUCAUGCUAGGCCUCACCUUCACCCACAUGGCCUGCCAGAAGUUCAGUGGCAAGAAGCACUCCUUGGUGGUGCAGGCGUGUGCCUUCCUCAAUACUUACGUGGACAUGCGUGGAGAGUGCCAGGAGUCCAUGUACAACCUGGGCCGGGCAUUUCACCAGCUUAACUUGUUGCCACAGGCCAUUCACUACUACAAGCAGGCCCUGGAGUGUCCUGUUGUGGGCCAGCUGCCAGAAGGGCCUCGCCUUGACCUGACCCGGGAAAUUGCUUUCAACCUUGCCCUCAUUUAUAAAAACAGUGGCUCUCUGAACCUGGCCAGGAUGUAUAUGUAUAAAUAUAUUAAGAUUUGAAAACAGUCAUGUCUAUAAAGCAGACUAAGUGAAUCAAGCAGACUCAGAAUUUGAGGCUCUAAUUCUAUGCUUUUAGUCUUGUGUUAAUAUGAUUACUGUGUUGUAUGAUAUUUUUCCUUCCAGCAAUAAUUUUGUUAAGUAUGGAUUGCAUUUUUAGUGUAUCAGUCAAUUUAGAAAUGCAGAAGAAUGAACUGGUGUAUAUAAAGCUGUAAAAUAUUGUAUAUUAUUGUGUAAUGUAAUGUACAAACAUAAACUAUUUCUUAUGCCUAAA